AUGGAAAGUUUUGGUGUCAUCACACGCGAUGACUACGCGGGCUUUUUAGCCUUCUACUCGUGCACCUGGACAAUCUUAACCUUGUUUGGUGCGGCGGGGAACGCCGUCAACGUCCGAACGUUCGUCUGCAUGGGCAUCAAUGACGGCUUUGCAAUCUCGUUCCUAGCUCUGUCCGUUUUGGAUUUGAGUUACCUCGUCGUCGCCCUGGCCAUGGCCGUGUCCACGGCGUUUUUCACAGUCGAGCUCAAACAGCCUCAUAUCUUUUUCAGCGUCCAGCCCUACGCCCUGGCCAUUUACUUUGGUAACUUUGGCGUCAUGCUGUACCUGACCAUUCAGCUGACCACGACGUUCAUCGCGGUGGCCCGCUGCAUGUGCGUGGCGAAACCGCUCCAUUUCAAGAACGCGUUCACCAGACGGCGAUGCGCGGCCGUGCUCUCGUGCUUAGUGUCGAUUCCCGUUGUCAGCUACGUCCCGAUAUGGAUCAACAUGGCGAUCGUCACCCAGUUCGACCCCAGCACAAACACGACGCGCCCUUCGCUCUGGGUCUCGCCGAGCAGAGAAUUCAUCAAAGACAUCAUCUGGACCAUCGAGGACAUGCUGAUACCGUUCUCUACGGAGAUUAUUGUCCUCGUCUGCCUGAUCGUCAUGGCCGACGGUCUGAGAAAAUCCUCAAAAUUCAGGAUGUCUUCGUUGUCGGGAUGCAGCCUGAGCGAGUAUGGGGCUUCCGGUGGUCCCCACAAGUUGAGCGGGAAGGAGCUGGUGAUCGUCCAGCAGACCGCCGUGAUAUCCUUCUUGUACAUCCUGACCAACACGCCGAAAGUGGCGUCUAACAUCGUCAGCGUCUUGGUCCCCGAGUUUAACCUCGGCAAGAAGUACGGGAACCUGUAUCUGGUGGUCAUCAGUUUCAGAAAGCUCCUGGAGAUGUGCAACUCCGCGUCCAAUCUGCCAAUUUAUUACAAGUGCAAUCCAAAAUUUAGAUCG
Molecule: messenger RNA, 981 nt
Organism: Lymnaea stagnalis (great pond snail)
Lineage: Eukaryota; Metazoa; Mollusca; Gastropoda; Lymnaeidae
Source: the annotation of a GenBank genome assembly